This is a messenger RNA of Saprolegnia parasitica CBS 223.65, 278 nucleotides long. RefSeq lists its product as hypothetical. The record is from RefSeq and is a predicted model, not a curated record. Lineage: Eukaryota; Oomycota; Saprolegniomycetes; Saprolegniales; Saprolegniaceae. Bases 39 to 278 code for a protein of 79 amino acids. The transcript has 2 exons.
CGACCACUUUUCCAGUGCUGCGCUGGGUGAGAAUUCAAAUGCAUUGGUACGAUGCAGCACACAUGAAAGACGUGCUCGCCAAGGCCAACAUCGCACUCGAGUCCGCGCCGUCCGGUCGCGAGCCCAAGGUGAAGCGGGAUGUGUACGACUACUGGAACGCCAAGCACUCGCGUCUCGUGGCCUUUGCGUGGUGUCCAUACGCUUGGUGUAAAGGCUCUAAGGCGUCUCCACGGUCCUGCUCGGCUCGGCUUCAAGCCGCCUCGAAAAAUGGAGUGUGA